GCUGCAUUGCUGCUCUUUUUAUAUUUGGAAACUCCGAAAGAAUCUCAGCUGACUUUCAUGUGCCGCCUUCGUCCAAUAAAACAGAAGAGGGCCUGCCUGCAAAAUCGACUAAUCUUGGGAGAGGUGUCAAUCAUGUUCAUUCAGCGGUUGAAGUGCGGGUUUUGGUAACCGCCUCCUUUACGCUUGGAAGGGAGACGAAGGAGGGAGCUUUCUUCGGAUCAAAGGCUGGUGUGGCGCUGUUGCCGUAGGAUGUACAGAGUGCAGCCUGCUGCUUUCUUUACGGACGCUUCUUGUAUCGUCUGGAUAUCUCUGAUUUCUGGAUUAUAAAUACAUUUGAUGUUUUUCAAUCCCAACUCAAUGCAGAGAAAUGGGUAAACUUCACUCGAAACAUGCUGCGAUUUGUAAACCGAGGGAAAGUCCGGAGGGCGACAGUUUUGUAGUUAAUGCCUGUUUGGCAAGGAAAGGAAUUGACGAUUGGCUCGUGAAACAGAAAUACUAUUGCACGGGUUCGCGGCUUGAGCAACAGGACUGUCACCACACGAAUAAGUGCGGCUUGUCUACUCGGGAUGUGUUGGACAAGGCGUGUGCAGAGGGAAUCAGUGAUGAACAUUACCGUUUAGAAGUGGCUCUGCCCCCGGAGAAGACGGUGGACAGUUGCUGUGUGGAGGAGAAGAUGCAGGGGAGAGCGAACCAGGCGCCCACAGGCACACAGAAACAGCUCCAGUUUGAAGAGCUUGAGUGUGCCGUCUCUGUAGAGGAAGACAACAGACAGGAGUGGACAUUCACGCUGUAUGAUUUUGACAACAAUGGCAAGGUCACCAGAGAGGACAUCACCAGCCUGCUCCACACCAUAUAUGAGGUGGUGGACACGUCAGUCAACCAUUCUCCCAGCAGCAGCAAGACACUGCGGGUCAAGCUCUCCGUGGCCCCCGACUCCAGCCAGCGCUGGCAGAGCUGCACACAGGGCACCGCAGACAUGCCCCACCCCAGAACGAAGACUGACAAGUGCAUUGAAGACCUUAAAAGUGCAGAGAAGAAGUCUCGAGCCCUCCUCAGGCGCCAUCACAGUGACCACCACACUAUCCAGCACCAGGUUCUGAUCCAGCAGGGUCAGAGUCAGAGCUGCCAGCGCCACUGUGUGGAUGAGAACCUGGAGCGCAGGAACCACUACCUAGACCUGGCCGGCAUCGAGAAUUACACAUCCCGCUUUGGAGCAGCCCCCACCACAGAGCCUGUGAAAGCAGAGCCACAGACCCGACCAUCGAACCAGACCAGGUCUCGCUCUCAUGAACCAGAGAAUGGCCACACCUACUCCCACCACCGUCGCUCACAGGUGGCCAUGGAGAGCAGCGCCGUCCCAGGCCCUGACACCCUUUGUCCCCCACGACCGAGUAAAGAGUCAGGUAAACACGCCCUGCGCUCCCCCAAGACCCACAGCCGGACACACCCCACACAGACCACCACGGGCAGGGUGAUGAGGAGCAGAGGGGCCCCACCUCCCCCGGCCCUACCCAGCCAGACCCCCCCCCACCAGUCCUCAGCCCCCUACCGCAGGCACAAGCAGAGGGCCAAGGAGGACCAGCAGCAGUCCCGGGCCCUGGGGGCUCCAGUGGGGCCUGUGGUGGAGAAGGAGCAGGUGAGGGUCCUACCCAGUGUGCUCCUCUAUGAAGGAGGGCUGGCCCAGAUGGUUCAGAGGCACGAGCAUCAUCACCACCAUGAACACCACCACCACUACCACCACUUCUACCAGUCCUGAGCCAGCCAGCUCCCUGCCCUGCUGCUUCUGGCCCCUGAGCACCUUCUCACUUCUCACAGAGGAGUUGGACAGACGGGGAGAGGUGCGGGGUGAAGAGGGUUAUUAUGGGGCUGUCCAGGCAUAAAGAGUCCCUGUGAGGCAGCGGGACAGUGUCUUGGUCUUCAGGUGUGCCAGGAACCAGGAGCAGGACACGGCAAAGGGAUGUGACAGGGGAGCCUGAGAGGAACAGAAGGAGAAAAGAGACUUGGCUGUAGUCCUCCAGUGGACUCCUCUCAUCCUCUCUGUCUGUCUAGUUCUCUGAAACCCCCUACUCUGAUGGACUAGGUGACUUUACGAAGCCAUACUGGCACUGCCAUCCUCACAGACCUCUACGUUUUGGGGAAGGGGAUUCGGAGGUGAAGGGCUGGUUUGGAUGGAAAGACUGAUGUAAAAAGAUAAAAUAUAUGAUGCUCAGUGUCCAGUGAGAUUGUGUUCGAGGGAGAGACUGUGUGUGUGUGUGUGUGUGUGUGUGUGUGUGUGUGUGUGUGUGUGUGUGUGUGUGUGUGUGUGUGUGUGUGUGUGUGUGUGUGUGUGUGUGUGUGUGUGUGUGUGUGUGUGUGUGUGUGUGUGUGUGUGCGAAAGAAAAAAAUGUACACACAUUUGUGUGUCUGAAUAUACAGUGUGUAUGUGUGCAUUGGUUCAUAUGAAUAUUUGUGUGUGUGUGUAUAGUGUCUGUGUGCAUGUAUUACCUGUCUGCUGUGACACCCCUGUCGCCACUGAAAACCACUUGAAAAGCACUUGUGGGUGCAGUUGCAUUGGAGACACUUUGGGCUGUCAGAACAGAGGGCUGACAGGCAUCGGUUGGAUAUGAUGAAGAUAAGAUCAUCCAGCUCCUGAAUCUCACAUGCAAUACAGGACCCUCCCUGAGAGAACGAUGUUGAAAUGUUCAGUGAGAAUAGAAGACUGUAAUCAGCUGCUACCUCUAGUGUUAUUAAUGGUGUUAUUAUUAUUGCUAUUAAUCAGAUGCUAUUUUUCAGUUACAUUUUGUUGUAUUUUUUUAAAGAUGAUACAAUCUGCAGUAAUGUAGUGUUGAAACGCUCCUACAUGUUUUACCUACAUAUUGUAUGGAAAUAUAUUAUCAACAUUAUAAGAUUUAUUUAUAAUGUUAUGUUUGUAUCAACAAUCUACAUUUAUUUCUCACUCAACCCCAUUUUCCCGAUGUACCCUGUUGAAUGCCCACUAUAUAUACAAUUUGGACCAUCAAAGAUACAACUCUGACUCCCCCUAAUAUCACCACCUAAUAUCACCACACACAGUUCUUUCACACCAAUGGUCAGUGUACACCUUCUCAAGUACAUCUCUGCCUUCUGAACAGUGUCUGUCUAAUCGUUGUGGUUAGCAGUUCACAGUAAGGCUCUUUCUCAUUAGCUGAAUCAUAAGUAUGUAGUGGUUGACAAUCCACAGCAGUCCCAUGAUCCUCCAGGUCUGAUCAUAACACAUGACCCUAACCGCUGUCCCCUCAUGAGGCAUCCCCCUGUCCCCCGCUGUCAGCACCUGUUUCACCAGGCCGCCCUCACGCCAUGUGUCCCCAGCACUCAGGCAACAAGGCUCUGUUUAUGAUGCUGGCUGGGUGGGCUGGGCCGGGGUGGAGGCUCUCAGCUGUCUGUCUCAUUCCUCUGGUGCGAGGUGACACCAGGCCCAGCCCCUAGGCUCCACCAGGACCAUAACUCACCCUGCUGAAGGCCUGCUGUUGGGACCGGCAGCUCAAACCAUGCAAGACCUCUCAGAUCCUCUCCCACCCUAGGUAAACCAUCAGAGCCCUACACCACUGUUUAGGACAGGUCAUUAUGGUAUGCCUGCAUCUAGUCCAGGAGCUCCUGACUGAGUAUCAUCUGGUCAGGGUAAAGAGGACAAUACUGUAAUCAGCAAUGUUCCCUCUAUUUUUUUCGUUACUGAGCACAUUUCAGGUCUGCUGAGCACAAACUUGAACGUUGUGAAAAUUCUAAGCGUGUUUAAUGUGAACACUGAGGCAUCGUUAUUCACAUACCAUUAUUACAGGGAAUCAGGCAAAAUAUGCUGCCCUCUGCCUAUUGGCUACACUGCUCCUUUAAGACAAAUAUGUCUAGAAAUGCACACGUUUUGUGCCCUUGUAGGAAGCAAUCACUCCCCCAUUACUGACUACAAAUGAUCUAUAACUGGGCUAAUAACUGACAAACUAGCGAAGGAUAUGAACACGUACACGCGUUGCUACAUGUAGCAAAUAUUGCGUUGAUUCGAUCACAAUUCCCACAGUAAACAGAAACGUUAACUAAUGGGGAAAACUCUAGAAACUUUGUGCUUCUCUGUGUGGGCAGAUAGUUCUUCUGCAUGGCAGUCCUGGGGGAGCUGUACGCCCGCUCUCUCACACAUCUUAGAGGGAACAUUGGUAGUCAGUAUGAGCUAAUAGACCUCGCUACUGGCUAUGCGUUGUGAGCAGGUGUGAAGAGUUCAUGAAUUCCCCUACAGGUGUGUUGAACCUCACACCAGGUGUGUAGACAUCAAAGCCAACUUUCCACUCUGGGUCAUGUCUAGGUUUAGAGCUUUUACUACAAGUUUCUGUUAGUGUGUGUUUUUGGGUCAGUUGAGGGAAUCUGGUGCAUUCCAGUCUUGUCCUGAGCUCCAGUGCUUCCUUCUCUCACAUAGCUGCAGACUGUCCAUUAGCAGAGGCACCAGUCAAGCUGGCCUCACCACGGGACACAGUCACCCACCUCAGCCACCCGCAAGGGGAACGCAGCUGCACCCCAUUCCUCAGCCCCGCUCUGCGAUCUGCUUGGUGCUGGCAUCUGCCUGGCCUAGCAUGGCAGCACCCCAUCUGACAGGGCCCAUCUCAACACUAUAACUCAUGUUGUAGUCUUCACACCACAGCUAAACAGUGUGUGUGUGAGAGAGAAGGUGUCUGCAGUGAUCCCCUCAGACAGACAAUGUGGGUAAUAGGCAGGGAUCUGCUUGGGUUCUCAUCCUCAGUUAAACUCCCUCC
Molecule: messenger RNA, 4751 nt
Organism: Oncorhynchus gorbuscha (pink salmon)
Lineage: Eukaryota; Metazoa; Chordata; Actinopteri; Salmoniformes; Salmonidae
Gene: nkd1
Product: NKD inhibitor of WNT signaling pathway 1
Exons: 10
Coding region: 368-1756 (462 amino acids)
Biological process (GO): negative regulation of Wnt signaling pathway
Cellular component (GO): cytoplasm
Molecular function (GO): calcium ion binding
Source: RefSeq, a predicted model, not a curated record